Molecule: messenger RNA, 2862 nt
Organism: Drosophila kikkawai
Lineage: Eukaryota; Metazoa; Arthropoda; Insecta; Diptera; Drosophilidae
Gene: ALiX
Product: programmed cell death 6-interacting protein-like protein AliX
Biological process (GO): mitotic cytokinesis; multivesicular body sorting pathway
Cellular component (GO): endosome
Molecular function (GO): protein binding
Source: RefSeq, a predicted model, not a curated record
GUCACUCUGCCAGCUGUUGGAGAAAGAGAGAGCCGAAGAAAGACUUGGAAUAAAAGCGAGAGACGGUUAAUUAAUUGAUUCCAAGUCGGGUCUGAGCAAUUCUUCGCAGAACACAGCAAGAUGUCGAAGUUUCUGGGCGUGCCGCUGAAGAAGCCUUCGGAGGUGGACGUGGUCAAGCCGCUGAACAACCUCAUCCAGAGCACCUACAAUGGGGCGUCGGAGGAGGAGAAGGCCAAGUACGCAGAGGCAGUGAAUGAGUUUUCUAAACAACGCAAUACGGCGAUUUGGAAGUUCUUCGAGAAGUACGAGGCGUCGCUGGAGGUGGUUUAUGCCUAUUAUGACCAGAUCUGCGCUUUGGAGACCAAAAUAUCGGUUAGCGAACUCCAGAUACCCUUUAAGUGGAAGGAUGCCUUUGACAAGGGCUCCAUUUUUGGCGGCAAGAUCAGCCUCACGCACACCUCUUUGAUGUACGAGAAGGUCUGCGUGCUAUUCAACAUCGCCGCCCUGCAGAGCAGUAUAGCGGCAAACCAGGAGCUGGACACGGAUGAGGGCCUUAAGUUGGCUAUCAAGCUGCUCCAGCAGAGCGCCGGCAUCUUCCAGUACUUGAAAGGCGCCACCCCGGCAGCAGUGCCUUCGGAACCUACACCCGAUCUUAGCCAGGAUACUCUGAUCGUUCUGCAGGCGCUGAUGGUGGCCCAGGCCCAGGAGGUGUUUAUCCUCAAAGCCAUCAAAGACAACAUGAAGGAGCAGAUUGUGGCCAAGCUGUGCUGCCAGGCUGAGGAGUUCUACGCGGACGUGUUGCGCGCCAUGCAGAAGGAGUCCGUGCGCAGUCUGUGGGAAAAGGAGUGGAUUCCCACCAUUGCCGGCAAGCAGGCUGGCUUCCAUGCCCUCACCCAGCUGUAUCAGAGCCUUGUGUGCCGCGCCUCCAAGAAGAUUGGCGAGGAGAUCGCCCGCCUGCGCAACUCGGUCGAUCUGUUCAAGGCUGCUCAAUCGCGCGGUGGAAACGAGACCUACUUGGACGAGUACUUCAGCCGCGCCAAGCGCAACCUGGCCGAGUCCACCAAGGACAACGAGUUCAUUUACAAUGAGAUGAUCCCCGAGCUGAGCACGCUGGCUUCGCCGGGUAAGGCCCAAUUGGCCAAGCCGCUGCCCAUCGCACAUCCCCUGGCGGCCAACUUUAAGGACAUCUUCGCCGCACUGGUGCCCGUGGAGCUGCACCGCGCUCUUACCGCUUCCGAUAUGCGUCGAAACGAGAUUGUCAACGUGGAGAUUAUGAAGCUGCGUGAGUCCACACAGACGCUGAACGCCGUGCUGGCCAGCUUGAAUCUUCCGGCAGCCGUGGAGACGGCCGAUGGCAACAGUGGACUGCCACCAUCGCUCAAAGAUAAGGCCACAGAGGUACGCGAGAAGGGCGGCAUCGAGAAUGUGCAGACGCUGCUCAAGGAUCUUCCCGAGCUGCUGAAUCGCAACCGCGAGAUCCUGGACGAGACGGAGCGUCUAUUGGACGAGGAACGGGACUCUGACAACCAGCUGCGGGCGCAGUUCAAGGAGCGCUGGACGCGCAUCAGCUCAGAUAAGCUGACCGAGAUGUUCCGCACCAAUGCCAAGAAGUACCGCGAAGUCAUCACCAAUGCCAUCGAGGCCGACAAGGUCGUGCGCCAGAAGUUCGAGGCCAACCAGAAGGGCAUCCAGCUGCUGUCGCUGCCGCCAGACCAAAUCCAGCAAUCACUGCCCUCGGCUAGCGGCAGUGUGGAUCCCAACUGCUCCAGCGUGCAGCGUCUCAAGAAGCUGAUGGAGGAUGUGGAGACCAUCAAGGCGGAGCGCGAGGCUGUAGAGUCGGAGCUCAAGGGGGCCACGUUCGACAUGAAGGACGAGUUCUUGCUGGCCCUGCAGAAGGAUGGGGCUAUCGAUGAGCCCGCUCUGUCCUUGGCCCGCAUUGGCCAGGUGCUCAAUCCGCUGCAGCAGCAGGUGCGCGAGAGUGUGGAGCGCCAGAAGUCCUUGGUAGCAGACAUCCAGAGCGCCCACGGUGCCUUCGUCUCGGAAACUGGCAGCUGCGGUAGCUCGCGGGACACCUUGUACCAGGAGCUGGCCACCGCUUACGACAGCUACAUAGAGCUCUCCGGCAAUUUGCAGGAGGGCACCAAGUUCUACAACGACCUCACCCAGCUGCUGGUCGUAUUCCAGAACAAAAUCAGCGACUUUGUGUUCGCCCGCAAGACGGAGAAGGAGGAGCUGCUUAAGGAUCUGACCACGGAGUCGAGUCGCCAAGCCUGUCCGGCCACACCGGCCCUGCCUUCGCACUACGCCUCCACCUCGGGCAGUGGCAGCGAUAUUCCAGCAGGUGGCGCACCCAGUGUACCGCCAGCCACAGCUGCGGCCAAUGUUCCGUAUCCGGCUCAGGUUCACGGCAUGCCAGUGCCGUAUGGAGCCCAGCCGGGUAUGCCAUAUCCAGCCUAUGUCCCCGCUCCAAUGCCGCAGAGCUUUAAUCCUUACGCCACAUUGCCCUAUCCUGGAAACUAUCAGUACCAAGGAUUCCCGCAGGGGCCACCGCCAGGCCACUACGGCACGUACCCUGGCAGCUAUGCCAACCAGCAGGGAGGCUAUCCCAACCAGAAGCCACCAGGCUGGUAAAUGGCCCAGAUGCAUGUGCUCAGCUUAUCCGCCCAAGGGUCUAUCGCAUGGCAGAGCCUUAGAUCAGAAUCUGGAGAAGGUGGGAAGGCGAGAAGGAUGGUAUUCGGCAUUUAAUGCUCCUUGUUCUGGUUCUGUUUGAAAAUUGUAUCAUACAUGUUGAUGGCAUAAUGGAUUUUAAUCUCACAUAUUCAACAAUAUUAUCCCGUAUCACAGUAAACGUUCUUUCCUAGA